Symbiodinium sp. CCMP2592 is the source of this 9120-nucleotide messenger RNA. The record is from the annotation of a GenBank genome assembly. Lineage: Eukaryota; Dinophyceae; Suessiales; Symbiodiniaceae.
AUGACAGCCAUUUGGCAUUGUGAGAAGUGCCGUUGCUUGGGAACCUUUGAGGCUGAUCGGAUUUACACAUUGUACGGGGUUCAGUAUAUGGGCCUCUUCGAUGGUGUACACCUCUUGCGCUUUCAGGCAGAUACAGUGGCAAUUCUCAGGCCACACCUCACCAGCGAGUCCUACAAUUCUGCCAAGGAUGUCUGUGCAGGUGUUGGGGGCAUGACUUACGGCCUUCAGCAGAUUGGGGGAUGCAGCUUGGCUGUUGUCGAUUGCAACCGGCUUGCUUGCAAAGUGCUGAGAGAGAACUUUCCAGUGGUGGUGGAAGGUGACAUCGCUGAUCGUGACACACGCAUUAGGCUGCACAUGAUCUCCCCUGAGAUCCGCAGCAUGCUUUGUGCCGGCCUUCCUGCUAGCGGCCUUGUUUUGGAGGGUCCUGUGGACUUAGCAAAGCAGCCAUCCCUGCAGCAACUGCUGGGUGACUUUGCGACGCGAGCCGGCUUGCAACUGCACCAAACCACGCUGGACCUUGCCGACCAAUGGGCCUCAUCGCGGAUCCGUUGGUGGGCGGUCUUGCUACCGACAGACCUGCCUGUGACACAGUUUGGCAGUUGGCCAGUUCACUCACCAUUGAUUGUGGUGCAAGACGUCGUACCGGAGUGGCCGGUGUGGCCUGCCGAUGAGGAAGAAGCUCUGCUCUGGGAUGUCCGGGAGACACAAGCAUAUGCAAACCCAGCCUUUGGAACCGAGGUUCGUACAUUGACAGCAUCGGGCCAAGCCCCGGCAGCAUUGCACAGUUGGGGCAAUGCCUUGCGACCCUGCCCGUGUGGCUGCCGCAGUCGCCCGUUCAGUGAGUCUUGUCUUCGAGCCCAGGGUUUAAAGGGAAUCGGGGUUCCAUCACAGGUUUGUCCAGGCAUGCGCUUCUUGCACCCUCAAGAGGUAGGGUUUCUUAACACUUUGCCUCCCACCUUCAAGCUCCCGGUGGAACCUCGCGCGGCUCUGUGCCUGAUCGGCCAGCUCACGGCCCCACUGCAGGCUGUUUGGGUGUGGGCCUCUGUGACCCAGGCCACUGCGCCUUGCUUCGGGCUUUUGCCAACCGACCCGGCCCUUGAGAUCCAUCGCUUCAAAAGCCUGCUUCUGCAACAACGCCAGGACUUUUGGCUGCUGCCAUCCAUGGUCUCUGGAGGCCAGCUGUCUCUUUGUGAUGCCAGUGGGAUGCGAACUGAGGCUGCCACGGGGCCUGUGACGGUGCAACAACUUGCCUGUGCUGAGGCCACCCUGCUGCCCCCAGGCUUUAAGGUCCAGAUGUCGCUUCAUGGUCGUGUGCUGCCUCGUUCUGCAAGGCUUGCCUUUGCCCCUGCUGGGCCGGUGUACCAACUGAAUGUUCUGAAGAAGGCCGCUGCUCUGGCCGGCGAUACGCCUCGAGCAACCACUUGCAUUGAGCCCCCUGCAGUUGCUGAUCAUAGCCCUUCGGCUUCAUUGACAGGCCCUUCGGAGCUGGUAGCUCUUCCUGCCCAGCCUAUGUUGCCCUGCCCUUUGGAUGCACUGCAUACUGCUGCCGCUUCUGACUUUACCAUUUGGUACGGCCUUGAGUUGUGGACCAGUUCUCCACUUGCCUCUGGCAACUUCCGAUUGGUGCCUCCCUGUGCUGCGGAAACACUCCUGCAACUUCUUGGGGAAGACUUUCUACUUGAUCCGCCCACGGAGCCCGUGCUUCCUCAGGGGCCACAGAUUCUGAUUCCUUUUGUGUCAUGUGGACACUGGGCACUGCUGGUCCUCCUUGCUGGGCCAGCUGGCGUGGAAGCCACCCUCUGGGAUAGUAUUCCGGGUCAUUGCUCCAGCACGGCCCGGCUACUGGCACAGACCUUCUGCCAUCUUGACCAGGCGGCUCUUUUGUCGUUCGCAGUGCAGCACCAUUGGCUGCAAGAGGAGAGUUGGACUUGUGGGGCAUACGUUCUAGCCCAUGCCGCUGCACUUGUCUUGGGCCGUCCAGAAUCCACGCUGCUGGCCUGGGCUGUGGAUUUCUUGAUCAAGUUCCCUCCGCACUUGUCGGGUCUGCGCGGCCAGGGCGGGCUUUCUGCCGAGCAGGACAAAGAAUUGCAGGCACUUCUUGUCAGUAAGGGUGUGCCGGUUGAGGAGGCAGCCAGUCGGGUGCAGGCUGCGAUUACAAAAGUCGGUGCAGGCCCCAUUGGCCAGGCGCUACAACAGCGCAACCCAUGGCAGGCAUUGAAGUCUUGUGCCUCAAAGCCCCAGAGCAUGUUUAAGUGGGUGCACACCGACGAGCUCCAGGCACACGUGGAGCAGCGAGCACAGACCAAAUUUGGGACCGAGAUCCCUAAAGCCAAGGCCAAGAAAAGUAAGGUGAGCAAACGCCCCACCCAAGCUCCCCUCCACAUCGAUCCGGCUCAGCUUCGCUUGUCCCCGGGAAGCUUUGCGGCAACAUCGGGGUCCCCGCUGGGCCAACUGUCUUUCGAGGAGGUCAAAGCCCAGGCUACAGGCAUUUGCUUCUGCUCGGUUGCACAGGCAUUGCCUUUUGUUGCACAUGCUCGGAACCUUUCCGUGGACCCCCUGGCUUUGGUGACCACUGCGGAAAUCCCUGAGGAACAUGCAGGCACCGCUCGACUGACACCAGUAAGGUACCCUGCUGUUUUCACUCCGACGCAGGAAGCUGUGCUUGUCACUGGGACAUUGGUCCAGCUGGGUGAUGAUAGUAUCCAGCUUGCCUCGACUGACAUCUCCGAGGUUGAGCACCUGGCAACGAUUGUGUGCAAAAUGUGCCUGUAUAAGGAUGAAACGGCCCUUCCUUGGGACAAGAUUGUGGAGGCUCCCAUCAGGCUUCUGUUGCAACAGCUUCCAGCGCUCCAGGUCUGUCGUGACCCCACUUGCAAUGGAGCCUGCACUGCUUUUCAUGCUGCUGUCGACGAGGUGGUCGAGCAACUCUUCUUGGACAUAUGGUCCCGCCAAUGGUGCAAGCUGAGCGGCUCCCGCACCAAGGCUAGCGAAGCCGACUACUUCCAGGCCUACAUUCGUGUGCCGGCCUCUGCGAUUCAGCACCUGUUUCGGUCAUCGGGGGCAGGGCUCUACUUUGAGCCUCGGGCCGCUGACGGCUCGGGCCCACAUGCGGCGUGGACUGUGGUUUGGCUCCCGGGGCAAACUUCUUCCCAAGCUCACCAUGCGCUCCGCACAACCGAGAAAGCCAUUGCUCUGGCCCGACUUGGCAAUCGGUAUGGACUCAGAACCAAGGAACCAGACGAACAAGCAGUGUUCGAGGCAAUGCGGCCCCAACAUCAAUUCAUGAAAAUCCGCGUGCAGGCACACUAUCGGCUGCAUCCUUUGCCCCACGGCCUUCAAAGGACUGCACUUGUGCAGCUACUCCGGCAAUGGAAUUGGACUUGCAAGCCUCUUCAGCCAGACCGCGGCGACUCGGCAGGUGCGGCAUGGCUCGUUGGAGCCGCCGAGGAUCCGCCAGCUCCAGCUUUGUCCUUGGGUGCCGACUUUGUCUUGGCUACUAAGGUUCGUGAGGUAGGAGCUGCCAACCGCCCACCAGUGCAGCCAGUCUAUGCCUCGGCUCGUACCAAGAAGGCCAUCCUCCUUCAUGAUGAUCCGGAUGUGCUCGCGGAUCCCUGGGCUGGUGGCCUGGACCCUUGGUCCACGGCCAAAACUUCUGUGUCGGCUCCUUCCCAGGCUGCCUCAUCUUCUUCAGCAGCAGUCACGAAGCUGACCCAAAUACAAGAUGAUCUUAAGCAGAGCCUUCAGGAGGUAGUCCGCAAGGAAGUUGCAGCUCAGCAGCCAUCGGGGCCGCCGCCGGGGUUGUCUGAACAUGAUCAUCGGCUGCACCAGCUAGAAGUUGGUCUUACGGAGCUGAAGCAUCAGAACACGAAGUUUGAAGGUCUCUUUCAAACCUUUGGGACCAAGGUUGCGGAUCAAGCCAAGCAGCUUGAAGGACUGGCUGGCACAGUCAAUGAACAACAUCGCGAGCUCACCAAGGUCAAAACCGAGCUCCAAGCUUCUGUGCAAAGCGCUGUGCUGGGUUUGCAGACUGAACUUUCUACACAGAUGUCAGCCCAAUUGGGCGGGCCGGCUCUCCAUUCCUGCCUGCGUUUUCUUGUGCUUUUCUUCAUGGCCUUUGGUACACUGGCCGAUGCCGCCGGUUGCCUUCUGCCAUCUUCCAGUGCACUGCCCUGUGAUCGGGUUCGCCAGGCGUGCUCUGAUAAUCUCUACUUUGGCCCGAUGGUCUCUCGCAUCGGCGAGGCGGCCCAUCCUGGACCUGUCGCCUCUACUGAGGUCUUCAACAUCAGUGUUUCAAACCCAUCUGGCUUGCGUGGCAAGGAGGCCCUCUACGAGCAACUUGCCGCUCACCCCGGCUCCGCCCGAUAUGCAGGCAUCCAUUGCUAUGCCGAAACUCAGCUGUCAGCUGUUACCAUGCCGGGAUCCUGUGCUCGCUUCCGCCAGAUUGCCAAAGCCUUGGGCCACCAGGCCCGCACAAUUGCUGGGGCACCGGCCCCGCUGCGAACAAACAGCUCCUGGGCCGGUGCAUGGACAGGGGUCCUUCAGGUUUCAAGCUUGCCGUGCCGGCCUUUCCAACUGCCUUGGAGCCCUGGUUUGUACGAAACUGGCCGAUUGGUUUUGGCCUGCCACUACCACCACGCGAUUCCUCUCCGCGUCGCCACUGUCUACGGCUAUGCACCAGGCAAUACCUGGCCGAAUGCCAAAGCCGAUACAGAUAGUAUGCUCAGCUUCCUUACUCGGGAGCUUGUUUUGGGAGCCCGUGGCUUUAGAGUCAUCUGUGGUGACUUCAACCAUGCUUUUGACAGCUUAGACCAAUGCGCAGUGUGGCGCCGACACGGCUGGAUCGAGCUCCAAUGUUUGGCCGAGCGCCUUUGGGGCACACCUCCCAAGCCGACUUGCAAAGCAGCUACUCGCCACGACUACAUUUGGCUUUCGCCUGAGGCUGCCGCCUGCCUUGUACAAGCAUCGGUUGUUGACGUUUUUCAGGAGCAUUCAACAUUAAUUGCUGGGUUCGAGCUCCCUCGCUCUACUGCCUUGGAGCGUACCUGGCCUUUGCCCUCGGAAAUCCAGUGGAAAAGUGUGGACGUCGGUGCCUGGCACCGAAUGGGGGACCAUACUCCCGUGGAUGCUCCGACCUCAACCCAAUGGUUCGCUGGCUUUUCGCAUGCUGUGGAGCGCAGCCUUCAAGGUUUCGCCCCCGAUAUGUACGGCGACCAUAUUCCUACGGCUUGUUUUGGCCGGGCCAAGCGCUUGAAACCUCAAUCUGUCCGCAAUGCCUGCCGAAUUCCCAAAUCUAGCAGGCCAGGCGAGGAACAGAGGCAGCAUGAUGGCCUCUGCCUCGAAGUUACCCGCUGGUUCCAGCAGCUCCGGCGUCUCCAGUCGCUCAAGCAUGCACUCCAUGCAGGCAGCUGCUCUGCCUCAGCCUUGGAAUAUCGAUCUUCUCUUUGGGGCUCCAUCUGCUCUGCUCGUGGCUUCCGUGGCGGAUUUUUACGGUGGUGGCCCAACCGGCCGUACCGCCUUGUGGGCAGCCCCAACCUCCUGCCCUCAGCGGUCCCAGACCUCCAAACAGCUGUUUGUGUCUUUGAGGACUUCCGCUGCAAUUUCCGACACCUUGAGAGUUGGCACCUUCAGAAUCGAAGCCGGAUCCUCCAAAGCAAGUACGAUGCUUCCAUGGCCCAGGUCUUUCAUGAAUUGCGCGACCCUGCCCCGGAACAGGUGGACACCUUGACGUUGUCCCGUGAAUAUGCCAUUUUGGCAUCCUCGCCUUCGGGUGACCAUUUGCACUUGGAAUCUUCCCUUGACCUCCGAGGAACCUCCACCUGGACUGUGGAUGGCGCCCCUGUGGAGAUCCUCUCCCAUGAUGAUGUUGUGUGCACCUUGUCCACUGCAAUCCCCGGUGUUCCGGAGCGCCUUGAGCAAACACAGGUGCUUUCUGCCGUUUCCGAUAUACACCACGAAUUCACAAGUUUGUGGGCCUCCCGGUGGCAAAAACAUGCCAACCAUACGGCCUCCCAUUGGCAGCGAUUCUUGGAUUUUGCUACUGCAUUUCUCCCCCGAUACUCCCUUUCCCUGCCGGAAAUCACAUGUGAAAUGUGGCUCUGUGCCGUCCGCCGCUUCAAGCCCAGAGCCGCUCGUGGCCCAGACGGUUGGGCCAAACAGGACUUGUUGCUGAUGCCUCCGGCUCGUGUUGAGCAGCUCCUUGCCUUUUUGGCAGAGCUGGAGGCGGACUCCCGUCCUUGGCCACAACAGAUGGUCACUGGCUUUGUCUGCCUUCUUUGCAAGGGCAACGGUCGUACUGAUGUGCACGGCUUUCGGCCGAUCUGCUUGUACUCGAUUGUCUAUCGGACUUGGGCGGGGUUGCGCUCCCGCCAAAUCCUGCGCCUCCUUCGCUCUCAGCUCCCUGACGACUUGCAUGGGUUUGUCCCAGGCCGUGAAGCUGCAUCGCUGUGGUAUGGCAUUCAAGCCGAGAUCGAGAUUUCUGUUCAAGGUGAUGCCCCGCUGCUGGGGGUUUCCACGGAUAUCAUAAAGUGCUUCAACAACCUGCCUCGGCUCCCAUUGCUGGCGGUGGCGGCUCGCGCCGGGGUGCCGUGGAGUGUUCUGAAUCCGUGGGCUUCUUUCCUCCAGCAGACUGAGCGCAGGAUCGUCAUCAGAGGUCAGGUCAGUGAGCCGAUACGGUCUACCUCCGGAUUUCCCGAAGGAUGCCCCUUAAGCCCACUUGCAAUGUUGCUGGCGGACUUUGCCUACCACACUUAUAUGCAGGUGUUCGCGCCGCAGGUUCGUGCAAUGAGCUAUGUUGACAAUCUGGUCAAUCUUGCUGUCACACCGGCCGGCCUUGCUUCUGGCUAUCAGGCUACUCAAUGCUUCAUGGAUCUGUUAGAGUUGGAGCUUGAUCAGCCAAAGACUUAUAGCUGGGCAACGACACCAUCAGAUCGUCGCGCUUUGCUGGCCCUCGGCCCCGCGGUCCUUGAGCAUACUCGCGAGCUGGGUGGUUACCUGGCAUUUGGACCCAAGACUCGCAAUGCUGCCUUAGUUGAUCGUUGUGAGGCCUUGGCUCCUGUUUGGGCCGCUCUCAAAAGAUCCCGCGCCCCGACCCACCUGAAGCUUCGGGCCCUUGCUGGCAAAUGUUGGCCACGUGCUCUACAUGGCAUCUCUGGGUGUCCCCUUGCUGCUGGACGCCUCACGCAUCUCCGUGCACAGGCUACUGGUGCUCUUCGCAUCCGCCCUGGAGGUGUCAGCUCUUUGCUUCGGCUUUCGAUUGCUCAACCUAUGUGUGCCGACCCUGGCUUCUACGAGCUUUGGACCAGCAUUUGCGACCUUCGUCGCAUGGCGGGGAAGCUUUCGGGUUUCCUUUGCCGGUGGAGACAAUUCAUGAUGUUUUUCGAUGGUCGUUCGCUUCCCGGACCCUUUACAAAACUGCUACAGGUCUUGUCCCGGAUUGGAUGGUCAGUCCAGCGGCCGCCCCUUGUGACGGACCACGAAGGGUUGGUGCUCGACUUACUUGCUGCACCACAAUUGCUGCUCCGUCACCGGCUCGAGCAUGGUUGGUUGCAAUUUGUGGCCUUUGCCCAUCGACACCGCGAUACUAUGCGGGACCUCUCGGGCAUUGAGCCUUCUCUUUUGCAUGCCGACAUCGACUCUUUGACGCCGGUCAACGCCGCUAGAUUAGCUUCCCUUCGGGCUGGUGCGUUCAUCUUCGGACACCAGCAGGCCAAGUUCGACGUCACCCAGACUGGUUUCUGUGAGCUGUGUUUGGUGCCGGAUGAUGCCGAGCACCGGGUAUGCAGUUGCCCCAGAUUUUCGGAUAUUCGACGCCCACAUGAAUGGGUAUGUGAGAUGUGGCCUCGAUUGCCCAUCAGCUUCACGCACCAUUUGUUGCCUCCUGCGAACCCGCAUCUGCCUCGAGUGCGGUCACAGUUACACAACUUGGUUGAUGAUUCUGGAGUCUUUUUCUGUGAGGGAUUCGGGAUUGGUUGGCAGCACCUCUUCACCGAUGGUUCCUGUUCGGACCCUGGUAGUCCGGAUCUUGCAUUGGCAGCUUGGGGCGUGGUACAUGCGGGCCUGGCUCGGCCUGUUGCUUGCGGCCAUGUUCCUGGUUUGUUGCAGACGGCACCCAGGGCCGAGAUUUGGGCGAUGAUCUCGGCCGUCCGUUGGGCUCUUGAGUAUCGGCUUCCCUGCAUUGUAUGGUCUGAUUGCCAGAACGUGGUCGAUAGAGUGGAUGAGCUUUUGGCGGGCUCCUCUUUAGACCAUUGCGCGGACGACGACCUCUGGUGCAUUUUGGCCGGGCUUCUGCAGCAACUGGACGGUAACCAAUUCCUAGUCCGACAUGUUCCUUCACACUUGGAUCAAACACUCACUGAAAGCCCCUUCGAGGAUUGGGUGGCAGUUAAUAACGACCAUGCCGACACUCUGGCUGUUUUUGUCAACAACAACAGGUCUGUGGAGUUCACGGCUACCUACAGUGCGGCGCUGGAAUUUCAUCAACAAACCUUGGCACAACAGCGAGCCCUCACCGCCAUCUACCUGGGCAUUGCGGAAGCUUGUGAUUCCCGGCUCUCGUCGGGCCAUGUGGAGGAUGACAUGCACGAGGCGACGGAGCCAUCGGAGCUACACUCGGUUCCCAGGCGCUGUGACUUGGAAGAGCUUGUUCCGAUCGGAUGGAAAGAUGUAGUGACACUGACACCAAGUGAUCUGCCAACUGAUUUUGUUAUCCAGGUCUGCCAGGCACUUUUUGUACAGGACGCCAAGGCUUGCCAUGCUUAUGCUAUUUCGUGGCUCGAAUUGGUUUUUCUUUUUCAUGUUUUAGGGGGUCUGGUUUAUCCUGUUGCUGGUCCUCAGGGAGGCUGGGUGUCAUCGACCACGGUAGCUUUCUUGCCUGCUCCACCAACGGUGGCCGGCAGACUUUCUUUCCUGCGUCGCGCUUUGCGACUAGCCCUGAAGCAGUUGCGGCUCCAGAGCCUGUUUUGUAGUGGCAUUGAUUUGAGUGAUUUUGGGAUCUCUUUCUCAUUGGACGGUUUGGUUAUUGGUGUUGAGGGGCAGGCUUUGCUUCGGGCGAGGGCGGCCCUAGGCCAGUUUGUACAGGGACGCAGAGUGACUUCGCACGCUGCGUUUGCCCGGCCUCUUUAG